Messenger RNA from Symbiodinium sp. CCMP2456, 1182 nucleotides. Lineage: Eukaryota; Dinophyceae; Suessiales; Symbiodiniaceae. The record is from the annotation of a GenBank genome assembly.
AUGUUGAAGCCGACUCCUGCGAGUCAAACCCCCACUACCGCGGCAAAAGCCCGGCGCCAGGACGCGGAUGUGCGGAAGUUCGAGGGAAAGGAAGGCGGAGUGGUCUUGAGCAAGCCAGUCAGAAAUCAGCUGAAACGUGCCAAAGAUUUUCGUCGGGUGAACGAGAUAAUGGAGCCCUGGCUCCAGAAAAUGGUGCCACAGCAUUUCUUGGUAAAUUGUGAAGACAUCAACUGGGGGCCAGGUCUUGGUCAACCAGAUUUUUUUGCCACUCGUUGUUACGUAGCAGUGUCUCCGAAGCAGAAGCGAAAGGGAUCCCACUAUGGACGGCCAGCGCUCAUGGAUUCAGUCACAGCCCUCUUUGACGGCAAGCUCGAUAUACAAAUCAGCCAUGAAGACCGUCUUCAUGCGCUUUUGAGUCACACAAGUGCCAGCUUUGGCCUGCUGUAUGACAAGAAAGGUUUUCGACUGCUGAUCGCGCAUGGAGAGCGGGGUACGUCUAAACAGCUGAUGGAAAUAUGGAGUGGCGUCUGGGAGCAGGGAGGCACGCUGCAAUUUUUGGCUGAGAAGUUUGCAGAGCCUGCCCAUGAGCGCCGUUUGGGCGCUUGCCUUGCAGACUGCGGGGCUACGAUGUUGGGUUUCUUGGGACAGGGUGGCUUUGGAAGAGUCUUCAAGGUCAAACGCAAAAAUGCUCAUUAUGCUAUGAAGGUGGCUACUGAUCAUAGCCGGCUCGAAACGGAAGUCGCGAGGCUUCAAGGAGCAAGAGCUCAAGGUCUCCCUGUGAUCAAUCCAGAGGCUGCAGAGCAACUGACUGCGGGUGCGGGAUCAUAUUAUUUGAUGAGGCCUGUGGGUGAGCCGGUGAUGUGGUAUGAUUGCCAAAUCAGCAAGAUCUUUGAGGCUCUCCACAAGCUUCACAAAAAAGGCCUCGUACAUGGAGACGCCCGCAUCCAGAACAUCAUCAAAUCGCAAGGAAAGUUCCUCUGGGUAGAUUUUGUGGACACGCCUUUUCCCACGGAGCCCGGAAAGAUUCAAGAUAUUGCGAGCUUGUGCAGGAGUCUGGGGGUUAAUCUAGAGCACUGGCAAGGAGAGGCCUCCCUGACCAGCAAAGAAUUUAUUUCGUGGGCUGAAGCACAGAGGGAUGAGGAGGCAAAAACCCGAGCCCCAAAGCGAUCUCGGAGGAAGUGA